This is a messenger RNA of Sceloporus undulatus (fence lizard), 2265 nucleotides long. RefSeq names its product vestigial like family member 2 (gene VGLL2). Gene Ontology annotation, cellular component: nucleus. Gene Ontology annotation, biological process: regulation of transcription by RNA polymerase II. Bases 179 to 1150 code for a protein of 323 amino acids. The transcript has 4 exons. NCBI's taxonomy places the organism in Eukaryota, Metazoa, Chordata, Lepidosauria, Squamata, Phrynosomatidae. The record is from RefSeq and is a predicted model, not a curated record.
CCAUUGCUGGCCCUGGAGAAAGCAAGCAAGCAAGCGCCGGAGGCAGGAAGGAAAGAAGGGGCCCCGGAGCUCUGCAAGGAAAGAGCAGCCUGUGCCCCCUGCCUGCCCCUCUUGCCCCUCUCGCCCAUGAAGAAGCAGCCGCCCUCCCAGAGUUGAUGCUCCUCCGCUCCCUCCAGCCAUGAGCUGCCUGGAUGUUAUGUACCAAGUCUAUGGUCCUCCCCAGCCUUACUUCGCAGCAGCCUACACUCCCUACCACCAGAAACUCGCCUUCUACUCGAAAAUGCAGGAAGCCGCUGAGAGUGCCACCAGUGCCAGCACAAGUGGGAGCGGCAGCACCAGCAGUGCCAGCAGCUCUUUCUCCAGCCACACUGCCCCUGCCAGCAUCAAAGAGGAAGAGUGCAGCCCAGAGAAAGAGCGCCCCCCGGAGGCUGAGUACAUCAGCUCCAGAUGUGUCCUGUUCACCUAUUUCCAAGGGGACAUCAGUGCCGUGGUGGACGAGCACUUCAGCCGAGCCCUCAGCCAACCCAGCAGCUACGCAUCCAGCAGCACCAGUGCGAAGGCCACUACAGCUGCUAGGAGCACCAGCUCUUGGAGGGAUGGAUCGUUCCCCAUGAGCCAACGCAGCUUCCCACCUUCCUUCUGGAACAGCACAUACCAGCCCUCUUCGGUGCCAGCUUCCUUGGGCAGCCCACUGGCAGCCACCACCCACAGCGAACUGCCCUUUGCCACAGCGGACCCUUAUUCCCCAGGCUCACUGCACAGCCACCUCCACCAGGGUGGCCCAGAGCCCUGGCACCCUGCUCACCACCAUCACCAUCAUCACCACCACCACCCUUACAUUGGCACACAGAGCUCACCCUAUCCCCGCCCCACCACUGUACAUGAGGUAUAUGGCCCACACUUCGACCCACGCUAUGGCUCGCUCCUUGUGCCCGCUGCUUCUGUGCGCCCCCAUCGUCUCACACCUGGGUCUGUGCCUACACCUGUCAGCCCUCAGUGUGAGCUAGGCAAAAGUGAGCCUGCCACGUCAGCAUGGACAACGCCAGCACCUUUCACCAGUCCAGCAGGGGAAAUGGCACAGAGCUUAGGUCUCAAUGUGGACACAGGUCUACAGCCUCAGGAUAAAGGGAAGGAUCUCUAUUGGUUUUAGACCUACCCUCCCAUCUCCUCUUCCCCCUCUAGUGAGAUCUCUACCUAAGUAGGACUGGUGGUGACAGAGCUGAAAUCGAGUGGAUUUGUAACAGCUUCUGAUCUUGGUUUGCAGCUCGCUGUUAUUCCUUCUGUGGUGGAUCCCUCCUGAGCUGAGCUGCCCGAGUCUGCCACAUGCAAACUCCAUCUCCUCUGCCCUGGCCCCAUCUUUGUCACUCAGAAUAUCAUGUCGCAUUUCAAGGACAAGGACAUGGGCAAUGCAAUGGGAUAUAACAGCUGCUUCAAGUUGCCAUUUCACCCAAGAAAACAAUAAGAUUUGGGGGGAUGUAAAGGGGUUAAGCACCCUCUCUUCUCAUGAAGGCUUAAAACCAAGCACAAUGGCAUCACAUCCUGAACUGUGGGCAGGCAAUUCUAAAGAGUCAAGAAGACUGUGAAAACCACUGAGUUUUGGAAGGAAAACUGUUGAUAGGAAUGGUAAAAAAACCUUUCUUUUCAAUUGUCAUUUUUUUAAAAAAGAGCAACUACUGUUUGAAAACAGCAUGGGAAAAUAUUCAGACAUUAUAAAUGGGGUUUUUGUCCUUUAUGGUGUAGAAAUUCUAAAACACAUUUGGGACUUCAGCGAAAAGAAAAGAAAAGGGCAAAUCUUUCAGACUGUAGUGUGGUGAUGAGUGGCAAGUGACUAGCACAGGCCACCUGCCUCCAAGAUUACACAAAUGCAGCUGUUCAAGAGACAACUGUUACAGCUCUAGGAACUUGACAACCAAGGUGGCACUUCUCUGAGUUUGGCACAACAAUUGUGUUGGAUAAUGCAUACAUACAUAUGUGUAUAUAUAAGAUUUUUAUACAAGGAACGUUUUAUGAUGAAAGAAGAGACCCUUCCAGGAAAAGGGAAUGAGAGAAGAAAAUCCUGACAAGCCAUCAGGAGGAACAACUGGAGAAAACAGGGGGGAAAUAACUGGAUAGACAAAGGACUUCUUUUAAAUUGAAUGCUCUCUUGUGUAUCUUUCUAGGGGGCAGGCAAUGUGGUCUCUCUCUCUCUCUCUUCCCUUUUCCUCAGAAGGGACAUGUCAGAAGUGUUUCUUUGUAGAAAAGUUGCAUUAAAGAUGUCUCCUUUCA